AUGGAGACGUUUUCACCACUCCCGCCACCCAAAAAGUUCACUAUCGGCGGAAAUUAUGCUCGUUGGGAAGUGCGGACGCGUGCUUACGUGCAAACGUUUCCCGAAUCAAAGAGGAAAGUGGCAAUUUUAGGCCUGUUGGCCGGUGAAGCGGCCGAUAGAGCCUUUCAGUUGACGGCAUUCGAGCAGGAGGAUCUCGAUGGAUACCAGUUACAACUCCACUCGGCACGCCAGAACAUCGGGGAGACCACAGAGGCAUACGCGUAUCGCGUCAAGCAACUGAUGUCUGAAGCUUCUCACGACGACAACAGCGAAGCACAGGAUAAGCGUGCUGUGGAACGUUUUGUAGAAGUCAUUGGUGCGUCAGUGAAGAAAACGCUGAUUACAAAAUCGUCUAAAAGCCUCAGCGAAGCUGUUGCUCUGGCAGGAGAAACGAAGAGGCUACAGCGAGCUGUUCAUGGAGCAGAGAGCUUCGGUGUGGCACUGUAUCACCAACGACGUCAGCAGCGAAAAUAA
Messenger RNA from Echinostoma caproni, 513 nucleotides. The record is from the annotation of a GenBank genome assembly. Lineage: Eukaryota; Metazoa; Platyhelminthes; Trematoda; Plagiorchiida; Echinostomatidae.